AUGCUCAAUCCGGAUUUGAUACAACUGCUGUUGGCUAAUCAGGCGGCUAAUGCGAACUUAUAUAACCCGUUGUUAGCGCCUCCUAUGAUGCUGGCAUCACUGCCAACUCCAUUGAUACAAGCGCCUCUCCCUCCUCCACCUCAGCCAUUCCAAUUCCUACAACCACUCCCACUACCAAUCCCAUCUGCUCCUCCAAUCCUCCCACCCAUCUCCACUCCACUCUCUCCAACUCCUCUUCUCUUUCCGACGGCAACUCCAAAAGUAGAAGAACCAACCAUCAAAACCGAGCCAUGUGAUCAUCAACCAUCCACAUCUGGAACUGAAUCCUCGAUUCCAUUCGAAAUGGGAUCAAUCCCCACUUCCACCUACUACCCGACUCAUUUCAUGCGUGGAACUCAACUUCACGUGCCUAAUGGAGGCAUCAAGAAAGUCGAGAACUUAUCUUCUGAUGACUUCUUGAAAUGCGCUCCUGACUCGGAUGAUGCCAUUGUGAAUGCGUCGAUAGUGAGAGACAUUAGAAUACAUUGUGGAAGUGUGACAAUCGUUUUUGAGGUUGGAAAGGAGAAACAGCAGGUUUCACUGAAAUGUCAAAUCGAACACCCGUUCUUCGUGCUUGGCAAAGGAUGGAGCAGCUGUAAUCCGCGAAAAACUGGAGAGAACUAUGGAUUGGAUUGCGAACUUUUGGUGAUAGGCAAUGUUUGUGUGGUUCUGACGCGCGAAGAAGACGAAAAAACUGCUUGUGCGGUUGAUAUUGUGACUGCUCAACGGGAUUUAGAGUUGUUUAAUCAAUGUGCGGCACUUAGAGAAGACCUUGUUGAAGUUUAUUAUGAGCACGUGUCCGGACGAGUUUCUGCACCACCCGAACGGACAUUGACGAAUCCACCGGUUUUUUCGCGGGAAAGACGAUAUUCGGAAUAA
Caenorhabditis remanei is the source of this 918-nucleotide messenger RNA. RefSeq lists its product as uncharacterized. Lineage: Eukaryota; Metazoa; Nematoda; Chromadorea; Rhabditida; Rhabditidae. The record is from RefSeq and is a predicted model, not a curated record. The coding region runs from base 1 to 918 and encodes 305 amino acids. The transcript is spliced from 5 exons. Gene Ontology annotation, molecular function: RNA binding; protein binding. Gene Ontology annotation, biological process: regulation of DNA-templated transcription.